Messenger RNA from Sesamum indicum (sesame), 2537 nucleotides. The record is from RefSeq and is a predicted model, not a curated record. Lineage: Eukaryota; Viridiplantae; Streptophyta; Magnoliopsida; Lamiales; Pedaliaceae.
CAGUACAGUUCUAAAACAUUUGUACUUUGAGAGAAAAAAUAGGUUUGUUGUUUGCUGAAAAUGGGUUUCAUGCCCUUUCUCACCUUCAUUUGCAUGCUUAAUUUCCAUCUUUUCCAAACAUUUGCAAGUGAUGGAAGCCCUUUGGAAACAUAUAUAGUGCAUGUUGAUGGACCUGAUGGAGUUCUGAAUCGGCUAGACGAUUUAGAUAGCUGGUACAACACAUUCUUGUCAACAAUCACGGUAGCCUCAGGCGAGCGGAACCGGAGGAUCUACUCGUAUCGUAAUGUGUUCAAAGGUUUCGCUGCAAGAUUAUCAGCAGAUGAGGUGAAAGCCAUGGAGGACAUGCCAGGGUUCAUAUCAGCACGUCCUGAGCGGAAAUUGUCGUUGCACACGACCCAUUCCCCUAACUUCUUGGGGCUAAACCAGAACAUGGGAUUUUGGAAUGAGUCGAAUUAUGGUAAAGGUGUGAUUAUUGGAGUCUUGGAUACCGGGAUUUUUCCUGAUCACCCUUCGUUUAGCGACGAAGGAAUGCCUCCUCCACCGGCUAAAUGGAAGGGAAAGUGCGAUUUCAAUCUCACAACAAAGUGCAACAACAAGAUCAUUGGAGCUAGAUACUUCAAUUCUUUCGAUGAUAGCCCACUAGAUGAUGAUGGCCAUGGCACUCACACGGCCAGCACUGCCGCUGGGAACUUUGUGAGAGGUGCAAAUGUGUUUGGCAAUGCUAACGGCACGGCAGUUGGCAUUGCCCCACUUGCUCAUCUGGCUAUUUACAAAGUAUGCUCCCUUUUCUGUUCUGAAAGCGAUAUACUUGCUGCAAUGGACACGGCUAUUGAUGAUGGGGUCGAUGUACUUUCUCUAUCACUUGGUGGAUUUGCAAAUAGUUUAUAUGACGAUAGCAUUGCGUUAGGCGCAUACAGCGCAAUGGAGCAGGGCAUCCUGGUGAGCUGCUCAGCAGGGAACGCUGGUCCAUAUAACUUCUCGUUGUCGAACGAAGCGCCCUGGAUCCUCACAGUUGGUGCUAGUACUAUUGACAGGAAAAUAAGAGCAACUGCCCUUCUUGGAGACAACCAAACGUUCGAUGGCGAGUCAACCUUUCAACCAAUGGAUUUCCCACCAACACUAUUGCCCCUUGUUUAUGCUGGUAUGCUCAAUACUAGUGAUCCUGAUAUCCAGUUUUGCACCGCAGAAUCAUUGAACGGAACCGACUUACGAGGGAAGAUAGUAGUGUGUGAAGUAGGUAUUACAACAAGAAUUUCAAAAGGAAUAGCGGUGAAGGAAGCUGGUGGUGCCGCCAUGAUUCUGGUAAAUCCUGCAAGGUUUGCGAACCUUACUCUUUCGGAAUCUCAUGUCCUUCCCGCCACGCAUGUUAGUUAUGCCGAUGGAUUAAAGAUCAAGGCUUAUAUAAACUCAACAUCCACACCCACGGCCACAAUUGUGUUCAGAGGAACUAUCAUUGGCGAUGAUCGUGCGCCUGUCGUGGCAGCAUUUUCCUCCAGAGGUCCCAAUUGGGUGAGCCGCAACAUCCUGAAACCCGACAUUUUAGGCCCUGGAGUGAACAUUCUUGCAGCAUGGCCUGUCUCAGUUGAGAACAACACAAACACAAAUGCUACAUUCAACAUCAUCUCCGGUACAUCCAUGUCAUGCCCACAUCUCAGUGGAAUUGCAGCACUGCUCAAAAGCUCGCACCCUGAUUGGUCUCCGGCUGCCAUCAAAUCGGCAAUCAUGACCACAGCCGACGUCGUGAAUCUGGCCCAGAACCCGAUCGAGGAUGAAAGGUUCCUUCCCGCCAACGUAUUCGCCACUGGUUCAGGCCAUGUGAACCCAUCAAGAGCAAACGAUCCAGGACUCAUUUACGACCUCCAAGCGGAAGAUUACAUUCCUUAUCUGUGUGGUCUGAACUACACGAACCGAGAAGUAGGCUCAAUUUUGCAACGCAGAGUGAAUUGCUCGGCCGAAUCAAGGAUACCGGAAACUCAGCUCAACUACCCUUCAUUUGCUCUCACUUUUGGUGUGUUUCAACCAACUGUUCAGACAUAUACCAGGACAGUAACAAAUGUUGGCGAGCCAAAUUCAUCUUACGUUGUCGAGAUCGUCCCACCCCCUGGAAUUGAUGUACUUGUUGAGCCCACAAAGCUCGAUUUCUUGGAGGUUAACCAGAAACUGCAAUAUCAGGUGACAUUCAGCCGACUAAACUCCACCACCAGCAUUGGUUUUGUUCAAGGUUACCUGAAGUGGAAUUCUUCCAAGCGCUCUGUCAGGAGUCCUAUUGCCGUUAUACUCCGAUGAUUGAAGAACCUGGAAGAAUCUUUCUACGAAAAUAUGCCUUCUGUUUAACAAACUGUUCAUGAAUUGUUUGAUGUUGUUAACGGUGAUUAGUAUAGAUAUAUAACCUGGGAUGUUCAUUGUUUAGUGAUUUGCUGCUGAUUUACUCAUCUGGUUUUUGUGUACAUUCAGUAAAAUAAUUCUUGUUCUGUUCAGAUCUCGAUUUCAUGUUUUUUUUGCUGUACUUGUGUUAAUGUUUGUGAAAUAAUUCUAGA